Molecule: messenger RNA, 4802 nt
Organism: Trachymyrmex septentrionalis
Lineage: Eukaryota; Metazoa; Arthropoda; Insecta; Hymenoptera; Formicidae
Gene: how
Product: protein held out wings
Exons: 8
Coding region: 1191-2204 (337 amino acids)
Biological process (GO): regulation of mRNA splicing, via spliceosome
Cellular component (GO): nucleus
Molecular function (GO): mRNA binding
Source: RefSeq, a predicted model, not a curated record
UUCCAAAGCGUGUGUACUUACUCUUGAAUUCUCGCGAUUCGCAUUCCAAUUUUACCCUCCUCACACAAGCGAGCGAGAGAGAGAGACAUACACCAUUGUCUCUAUGCAUGUCUAAUCCUUUCUCUCUCUCUCUCUCUCUUUCUUUCUUUCUCUCUCUCUCACCCCCUUUGCCAUUUCACCUGAUUCUCUUUAGUUUUUCUUUCUCUCUUCAAAACUUCGUCGAUCGUUCUAUUUAUCUUCGACGCUCCUCUCUCGCUCUCUUCUCUUCCUACGUUCUUUCUCCUUCUCUCCGUAUCUCCCUCCCUUUCACUCCCUUCUUACCGUCGCUCCCACGCUUCUCGCGAUCUACUACGGCGUGCGUUUACCAGUGGGAUCGUUUCUGAAAGCGCAAUAGUCAACUAUGACGACGUGAGUGUGUUUCUUCGAAAAGGAAAGAUUGACCGAAUCAAGCGGGAUAAAACUGAAGAAAAAGGGAGAGAAUUAUCCGACGGAGCUGACGGGAAAAGUAUAUAUCGAAGAAAUCGGACGCUAAAUACGAGGAGAGAACCGAUCAAACGGAGUUCUCGAUUACAUCGCUGAAAAAAAAAUAAGAGGAAAAGAAGAAAAAAAAAGAAAAAAACGAACGACAGGCGAGGCGACUUUACGACUCUCUCGGAGGAGUGUCGCUCGCGCGUUCGCUCUCCGGCUCCCUCCCCCUAUCCUUCCCCCUCUCUCGCACCACCCUCACUCCGAUCCCUCCACGUUAGCGGGAGUCUCUCCUCUUCUCCUCCUUCGUCUCGCCCCCCCCCUCCUCCCCCGUUCUCUUGCUUUCGUCUCGCCCCUCCUCCACUCGUCGCGUCACUGCCUCCUCCCCUUCUCUCCUUCGUCUUCAACGCCGUCGUCGCUGCCCGCCGCCUUCGCUGACUCCGCUCCGGCUCCUUUUCUUUUAAACGCUCCUGCGUCAGUACGUCUCCACCCGUCCGCGCGCGCCUGGUACUCUCUCGUAACCGGAGAGAGAACAACUCCGUCGUUCUCCGUCCCGACACCGCGCCGCCGCCGUCGCCGCCUCCGCCGCCGCCUCUGCCACCACCGCCGCGCAACGUCGCGGCCCGCUCACUCAUCGCCUCCCUUUUGAGUGUUGCAUUAAGCGUGCCCGCGCGCGCCCAACACGCGCCAACAUUCGCCAUUGAAGCAGCCGAGUACAAUUUGCGAUGUGUGAUAAUACUAACACGACGACGCAGAGUAUAGCGGACUACCUGUCACAGUUGCUGAAGGACCGGAAGCAGCUAGCUGCCUUCCCAAAUGUCUUCAUUCAUGUGGAACGUCUGCUGGAUGAGGAAAUCGCGAAGGUGCGGGCGAGCCUUUUUCAAAUCAGUGGAGUGAAAAAGGAGCCGCUCGUCUUGCCGGAACCCGAGGGUGACAUUACGACGCUCACGGAGAAGGUCUAUGUACCCGUUAAGGAACACCCAGACUUCAACUUUGUCGGGAGGAUUCUGGGGCCACGGGGCAUGACCGCAAAACAAUUGGAACAAGAGACAGGAUGCAAAAUAAUGGUGCGCGGGAAAGGAUCGAUGAGGGAUAAGAAAAAGGAGGAACAAAAUCGGGGCAAGCCGAAUUGGGAGCACCUGACGGACGAGUUACACGUGUUGCUCACUGUCGAGGACACCGAGAAUCGUGCCACACUGAAGCUCGCCCGAGCUGUCGAGGAAGUCAAGAAGCUACUCGUGCCCGUGCAGGCUGACGGCGAGGAUGAGCUAAAGAAGAGGCAGCUAAUGGAACUCGCCAUUAUCAAUGGGACUUACCGGGACUCGAACACAAAGGUUGCCGCCGCGGCAGCCUGUGACGAGGAGUGGCGGCGGGUAGCCGCCGCCGCGGCGGAGACGCAACGCCUGUUGCCGGGGCUAGCGACGCCGAUGCGGACUCCGAGCGCGCCUCUGGGCGCGCCCCUGAUCCUGUCGCCGCGGAUAUCAGUGCCGACGACCGCCGCGUCCUUGCUGAACGGCUCCGGGCCACCCGGCUCGCUUCUAUCUGCCGGUGAUCCCCACGGGCUCAUCUACACGCCGUACGCGGAUUACGCCAACUAUGCCGCCCUGGCCGCAUCGCCGUUGCUCACCGAGUACGCCACUGCUGAUCAUUCUGGCGCAGCUGCGGCCGCCGCCAAGCAGCGUAGGCACCUGGGUCAGAUCCGCGAGCACCCUUAUCAAAGGGCCGGCGCUCUCUCGUGAACACACAGAGACGAUGCGAGUACACAGAGAGAGCGAGAGAGAGAGAGAGAAAGAGAGAGAGAGAUAGAAAGAGAGAGAAAAAGAAAGAGAGAGAGAGAGAGAAAAAGCGAAAAAGAGAGAAAAAACAGAGCACUGUUCCCGCGCCAUUGCGGAAAGGCUUGGAGUGCUAACAAUGGAUAUCCACUCGCCCCGUGCUAACACCUGGACUCUGGAACAGCAUCCCGCGUUCGAUCGGUUCACCAACCAGCCGACCACCUUCGCCGUCCGUCCGCGUCACCAGCCCCGUUCGUCAAGCUUAUCCAUCAUCCUGUAUCCUCUUAAUGUUCGGAAACGUUAGUUUCUCCCACGCGUCUCGGCGACCGAUGGAGUCGUCGCCGAUUGGAAUCCGAGCCACUUCGUGCCGUCGUAACCCCAUCGAUGGCACAAAUAUAAUUCAUCUCACUUCGCAAAACGAUAGCGUUGCGAGGUGCAUUAGCAUAAUAUACAGAGAUUUGGGACCCUAUAUAUUAGUAUACAUUUUAUAUAUUAUAUAUUUAUGGAUAAAUAUAUAUUAUAUAUUUUAUGUAGAAUACCCGCACGCCUUUUUUGCAAAAAGAAAACGCAGAACUUUAUUCCGUACUUGUUUUGGACGCGAGUCAGGUAUGCGAAAUCUGAAUUCAGUGCAACGUUAGCGGUAAUAGCAGUAGUUUUUAGUACGAACGUUAGUUUAUCGGUUAUUUUUACUCCUUCGUGGGGAGGGGAAUUUUGUUGUAGCACGCGCACGAUGUAUCUCCGAAGUAUUUUAUUUUCUCUCUCUUCUCGUGGCAGCGAUGAAAUGUUGUUCGCGUUUUUCCCAGUACUUAUGACUACGCUGGCACCUCCCCGUCUCUGGAGGUGGCAGCGCAAGAAUGUGACAACGUUAAUAUAACUUAAACGCAAUGAUAUAUUUACGCGCAUUUUUAAGAGCUAACUGCUGAAGGAAGUGUCGCGCGAAAAAAAAAACACAAAUGAGAAUAUAUGCGAGAACUUGCAAAGUUCUUCAAAGACCUCGUCGGAGAAAAUUACAAUUGAUGCCAAUGUGUCUUCCUUUUUUUUUCUCGUGCGACACGUCUCUCAUGGAGAAAUUGUCGAAAUUCUGUACAACUCUCUCGCAUAAAUGUGCCUUAUGUAAUGUUAAUGUAGUGCGGUAUAGCCGCGUUACUGUUCUAGAUAAAGCUUUGUUAUCGAUAGACUCUACGUAGUAGCAUUAGAACUGUGCAAUCAAAAUUUAACUUUCACGCGAUAUGUAUAUCUCUAGAAAGAGAAGGACAAUGCCGAUUGAAUCGUGUUCCUAAUAGUCUUUUUCGUUAAGUUGCGAGAAGAACUGUUAGGAUCCACAGCUAGAAUCAUGAAUAUCCCAAGAAUAAGGCUUUAAAAAUAUGCGUUGUAUGCGGAUGCACGAGAGAGCUACAUGUACAUAUUGUUUCAGCUGAAAGUAUUAAGAGAAGUGCUGUUCGCAGAGAAUAUUCUAGUACGUCAAUGUGCAAUACGUUGAUGAUGAAAGAAAAGUGGCAGGUCAUCCAAAAUGCAUUGCCAAGAUUCAUGAAUUGCACAUUUUAACUUUACGAAAAACUUACAAUUGAAAUCGCAGGAUUAUCGAACAGAUACGUAUAUGUAUUUAUAUAAAUAUCGAUAAAAUGUCGAUAUCAUCAGGUAAAAAAAAAAAGAAUAACAGAAGUAUCGCGAGAUCUGUUAUGACUUUCUACAUCGCGGAAUUAUUUGCAAGAUAUUAUUAAACAUGUAUAUGAAUAUAAACAAAAGAAAUGUAAUCUCUGUCUACAUACAAGCAAAAAGUGUUUGCGUGAGAGAGUGACUUACUUAAUAUCGACUUUAUCAUUAUAUUAGAGAGUUGCAUCACUUUUUAGGUCUGCCAUAUUGUACAUGUAAUGAUUAAGAAUAUCAAGUUGCACGCGUUAUAUAACUUCUGUAUAGUCAUUCAUGUGUCAAAUGUUAUACUCGUUCUUUCGACAGAUAUUUUUGAAUUUUUGUCCAAGGAGUCCCUCCUAGGUGUACCGAUAGCUCGGUCCUUCAUGUAUAUAUAAGCGUUGAAAGAUAUACACGCACAUGUUUAAGAGUGAUCUGAAAUCUACUUAAGUUCUCAACGUAAAAAAAAAACAAAUAUUCGAUAUAUAUUUUAUUAUUGUACGUAAAUAAUUGAUUUAACGAAAUAUUUUGAAUAUCAUUGUCCUUUAUUAAGUGCGAUUAUAAUAUACGAAUUACAUAAAAUAUCGCGAGCGUGGUUAUAUAGAGAACAGUAUAUGUAUACUCUUUAUGUAUAUUCUGUUUAAUAUAUAUAUGCGCCUGAGAACGUAAAUUAUUACACAUGUAUACACAUAAUGUAUUAUACAUAUGCACUGACUCAGUUGUGAACAUCCGGACGGUAUGAAUAAAUACCACUGUGAUUUACUUCUGCGUCAAAUAUGCGGGGAUACAUUAUCUGUUAUGAUUUUGGAAAGAAAAUCCAUUUUUAAUAUUUGCGUUCUAUUAUAAUUUAUUAUAUAUAGUUUUUGUAUAAUAUUGCAGCUCGUACUGCAGUUAUCAGUUAUAUAAGCUAUAUGGCGCAUAUCCGAUCUUCAUUAU